CGCUCGCGUUCGUUCUUCUCACAACCAACAACCUGUCGUCUUUGACUCCUCCAUCAGGUUACAUAGCCCAGCUACACUUUCCCUCUCGAAAGCGAGAAAAAAGUGUGUAAGCGCGUUUGCGUCUAACAAUGUCCUCGACCAUGUCCUUGGUCAGGCGAGGAUCCGGUGCCACCUCGAGAUCUGACCUAGAGUCCCUGCUCACGGAUGCCAGAAUGACGCGCCACUGGAUCCGUUCCUUCCAUAGAAUGACCCUCCACCCACACCUUUAUCAACCAACAAGGCAUCCGGGGCGUCUCAACAGCAUAGCCAGGACUUCUUCAGCUGCCUCUCUCCGCCCCAUGUUCAGUCGGCGCCCAGCAGGAAGGCGGUGGCCAUUUGGGUCACCAACUAACGAUGCACCCAAAUUCCGAAUCUUGGAGGGACAAGGAGAAAGACACCGGUUAGGCGACAACGAUUUCAAUCCGUUCAUCAACUAUCCCACCUCCGCCAAUGUGAAACUGCUUCCUGCCACAUAUGUGGAUGGGAUCGAUACCAGGAAAGCGCCAGCUGAAACGUCAACAUCUUUCAACGGAUUCUGGACCGUCGACUCUUUGCCGCUGAUAACGACGUACAAUCGUUCGGACAUCUUGAGAGCUGACGGAAAGCCGGAUCGCAGCCCUACUGCUUCUUCAACAACACUGGACGGAGUCCUCCUAGGGGGAGGAUCAUCCGAAGAGUCGAUACUUGACAAGGUUACCGGCCUGCCUUGGCUUACAGGAGCCGCCAACUCAACCCACGCAUCACAGUCAGCAACGCAAACGAUAUGGCCCUUCGAGACGUACCGACUGGACUCGACCCAAGCCGCCAUGGCCGAGAAGCUGGUGCAAAUGAUCGUCAAUCAAUCCGGAACCCUGAGUCAACAGGAGUUUACAAGCGAUCUACAAAAAAUAGGAAAACUGACUCUCCUGCGAUGGGGGCUACCCUUGGCGUUCGUGGACUCGGCUCCGCAUCAGCAGGAUGUCAUCAGCACAGGACUAGAUACCUUGAUCUCCACCCUUCCUCGGUCAACUAGCGGCGAGACAUGGGCAGGACCAUUGGUGGACGUGUUGGAAAAGUACAGCAUGCUGCAAUCCGUGGAUCGCGUAUGCCUCGCCUGUUUAUUUCACUAUGUUUCCAGCGACAAGUCCGAGGUCUUGCAGGAGCAACGUCUAUCACGAGUAAACGCUACGGAGAAAGUUCGUCAGAUGCGCAGUGCCAGGCGAAUCGAUGUUGAGGAAUGGUGGAAUCAGACGAGGCGGUUUCGGUUGCAGCUUGCACUAGCACGGGAAACUGGAAUUAUGCCAGCCGAGUCGGAAUACGUGGCAUUCAUGCAAAGCUGCCAGAGAGCGGGUCAGGUCCGUGAGGUGGAGUUGACGUUCCAUCACUAUUUGGACUUUCACCAGAACGCACGGCAACCGCAGUCUUUGCAGCAACACCAACACCAACAGUCCAAUGCAGAGCAGCCGAGCGAGCAAAUCUACCGCGAGUACAUCAAGACUCUCGUACGUAUGGGGCGUAUGGACCAGGCGCAGGAUGUUUUCAACAGUAUGAAGCGUAGAGGCGUAUACCCUUCAGUGAUCACAUUCGGAGCAAUGCUCGACGGCUAUGGACGGCAGAUGGAUCUUCGAAAGAUGAGGCAGGUUCUUGUGUCACUUCGUUCCGCUGGACACCUCCCGACGCUCGAGAUGUAUACGUCCAUGAUGGCCAAUUAUAUCAAGGCAGGAGAGUUGAAACGAGCCGAUGAGGUCUAUCGCCAGCUUCUCGACAGGUCGGACAUUAUCAUGGAUAAGCAGAGCAAGAACGUGGUGGACAACCUCAAGAGGUUGGGGGGAGGUCAACAUGUUCAGGACGAUAACCUCCCACUGGAGAAUGAGCAUCCGGAUCCUGUACUGACAGAACUUAGGAGGAUGCCCAAUUUGGAGCGCUUGAACUCUGUGAUUCACUAUAACCACAAGCUGAAACGAUAUGCGGAUGGGAUGAACAUGCCCCAGUUCGUCCAGUCGUACAGGCAGCUUAUUGGAGAGGGACUAAGGCCGAAUUCGAUCACCUUUAACAUUCUUCUGGGAGCUCUAUCAAAGGCUGGUCAAAUCGAAGACGGAUUGAAAGUGCUGGAGCUCAUGAAGACGACCGAGGAAGGGCAGCCUGAUGUGGUGAGCUUUUCUACUUUGAUCGCCAGUGCGGUGGAGCAGGAAAAAGUGGAACUAGGCUGGACUCUUUACGACGAGAUGCGAAUGCGGUCGAUCAAACCUAGCGUGUAUACCUAUGUUUCAUUGAUCGAGAUGGUGGCGCUUGAUCCUUCCAACAAGCGCGGUCGUGCCAUCAUGAAAAAGCAUGCUGUCCGCGGUAACCACCAGGUCCGUUUCCCGGUCAAAACGCAAAUCGAGGAUUUGGUCGGGCUUGGUUUCGCUGGAGAACUCUACAACCAGCUUUUAAAUCAAGGACUCGAGCCGAAUCAGCACGUAUUCGGUGGAUUACUGAACCUAACUGUACAUGGAGGGUUCGCGGAUCUGGCGCAACAUGUCUAUCAGGAGAUGAUUUACAAAAAGAUCGAGCCAAACACCGCCAUCAUGACGACGCUUAUCAAGGGCUUUGCGAUCCGGAGGGACUUUGAGUCUGGCUGGAAGGUGUGGAGGCAUAUGAUCGACACGGACAUCCCAAGAAACGUCAUCACAUACCACCAUCUGAUUCGACUUUGUGAACGGUCGUUGCCAGACCCAAUCGGGAUGGCUAAGAUGCUUGACUUGCCCUUUCCUGACAUUAAGGACAUGGCCCCCAAGACCUCCGAGGCCAAGAGAGGCAGCCUGAACGACACAGGCGAAACCAGCGAAAAGGAAGCGGAGAAGCCGGUCAAGAAGACCGGUCGACCCAAACUGAUGAAGAAACUUACGCCAGAGGAAAAGCGCCAGCACCAGGAGGAGAGACAUCAGACCAAGAAACAAAGACGACUGGAAGGGAAGCGGGUGAGGGAGAUUGCUGAGUAUGCGAACAAGAUGCCGCAGAUGAUCUGGAUAGAGAUUCGCAGCCAGAUGGCCCUCGACCAUGUCCACUGGCCGCGCGUGCAGCAGUUUCGAAAGAGCAUUGUCGAUCGCGGCAUUUGGGACCCCAUCGAGAGGGAGGCUGGACCGGUGAUGUCGAUCACGGCAGCUGCAGAGGCGGCGGCAGAAACAAAUGUCCAUGGCAAGGGAUCAGGAACGGGAUCGGAGUCACAGAACAACAGGUCUCGCGCCAAUAUUUCAUCCACUGGGACCGACCUCACGAGCACAACCUACAGCAAUGGUUCGUCAACUGAUGCACGGGCUGUGAUACUGAAAGAGAUUUACGCUGGUGGUGGGCAUCUUUAUAAGCCCAAGCGAGGCGCACGCUGGAACAUGUUACUGAAGUGGGAUGUCGAGAGCAAGGUGCCGAUGUUGAUGAGGGAUGCGAAGGUGGCAUCUGCGAGCAAGGGGAAUGGUGGCAGCGACAGCGGUCGCCACGAGGGCGAGGUGGGCGGUAGUGGCCACCAUGACAGUAGUAGCGAUAGUAGCCCGUUUGAGGGUGACGAAAGAAGUGGACGUGCCACUUCAUCGGUAUAGAUCACUAAAGGACCUUUGUAUGUACAGUAUACCUAAAACUCUAAAAAGACUCUAUAAAAGACACCACUUGAACACACCCUUGUGUAAACACGACAUGUGUACGUUCCUGAAACGGGUUGUGCCUGAGUUCAACAUGAAAGUGGUGCCCAUGAAAAAAGAAGGGGACGAUUCGCUCCGUAUCUGAGUACGCAUCUCCUUGUGGUCAGAGCAACAUCGACUAUACUACAAAACCAGAAAGAGACCAUUUGCAGCGCGUGGGAUAACCCGAUCCUUGACGAUUU
Messenger RNA from Gamsiella multidivaricata, 3871 nucleotides. RefSeq lists its product as uncharacterized. The transcript has 2 exons. The coding region runs from base 129 to 3590 and encodes 1153 amino acids. Gene Ontology annotation, molecular function: protein binding. Lineage: Eukaryota; Fungi; Mortierellomycota; Mortierellomycetes; Mortierellales; Mortierellaceae. The record is from RefSeq and is a predicted model, not a curated record.